GUGUACAUCAGCUGCUCCGUGAUGAUGUGUGAAGCAGGGAACCCCAACACCAGGUGCUCACAGGGAUGCAUGAACUCCUCAAGUUCAGACUCUCAUCAUCACAUCCACAAGAGAGAGGCCCCCAUGCAGAGCAAAGCACACUUCAUUUCCCAGGGUCCUUUGCGCCUGCACUCAGAUAACAGUGCCUCACUGAUCAACCUGAACCUGAACAUGGUCUUCAUCGCCGGGUGUCUUCUUGCUGCUGUGGGAAUGAUCUGUGGUGUCGUCGUCUUCAAGACCAAAGUCUCCAAAGUCAGAUACCAACCUCUACCAACCUGUGAAACCUAAAGCUUCAGCUUGUGCCAGUCGCGUACCAGAUUUGAUCAUUUAUCUCAGGUUUUGGGAAUCUUUAUAUACUUGUGUGCAUAUUAACAGAUCGUCAAUUGUAUUGGUGUUGCAAAAUACAUAAAUAAAUGUGCUAACAAUAAAUAUGCUAUAAAAAUAAAUACAAAAAUUCAGGGACGACUAUUUAAUUAGAAGCCUAGCAAACACUUCUACAUUGUGGUCCAUUAUCAAUCUCACAGAAGGACGUCGGACUGCAGCCUCAUUGAAGACCCACUCCAAGAAAAACUGUUUUGAAUGUGUUCCUGUUGCAUUUUUCUCAUGAUGGACAUAUAUGAAGAAAAUUAAAACUGUGUU
This is a messenger RNA of Oryzias melastigma (Indian medaka), 678 nucleotides long. RefSeq names its product CUB and zona pellucida-like domain-containing protein 1. The record is from RefSeq and is a predicted model, not a curated record. Lineage: Eukaryota; Metazoa; Chordata; Actinopteri; Beloniformes; Adrianichthyidae.